Pochonia chlamydosporia 170 is the source of this 951-nucleotide messenger RNA. RefSeq lists its product as hypothetical. The record is from RefSeq and is a predicted model, not a curated record. NCBI's taxonomy places the organism in Eukaryota, Fungi, Ascomycota, Sordariomycetes, Hypocreales, Clavicipitaceae. The coding region runs from base 1 to 951 and encodes 316 amino acids. The transcript is spliced from 2 exons.
AUGAAAACAACAAAUCUGGCCUUCCUGUCAGGCCUGGUCUCUCUCACAGCGGCAGACGCCCUCCCGCCACAAGACGUGCCCAUCCAAUGCGCGACGAUAUGCGGGCCCAUCGUGGAACUGUCGUCGAAAUGUACGCCUGUGAAUUCGCAGGGAAAUUCGGUGGGCGACUCGAAGAACGGUACGGGCAGCGUGUGGGUUGGCCGACGACAAGCAGAUACAAGUAUAGAUACAGCAGAGGACGAGAUGGGCGAUUGUGACGGCGUGGAAGACGAGCUGGACAGACGGUUCUUCACGAUAGUGCCGGCGCCGACGUCCUUUGCCGCAAAAUACUCGUCUAUAUUGAAUGCCGAGCCUGAUGGUCUUACUCUCGAGCAAGCAAAUACACCUACACGAAUAACACCCGUCAUUAUCAGGACGUCAAAUCCCUCGCCUCCUCCUCCGCCGCCGCCGCCGCCGCCACCGAUUCCCCCAACGCCAACAUCUCAGCGUAGACAAAUAUCGAUACCUACUUCCAUUGCAGCGCCUACACCAUCGCACUCCAGCACGAGUCAGAGUCAAAGUCAGAGACAGCCACCCCAAAGUACAAUGAGCCUCAUGGAAAAUCCCGCCAACACAGGCGGAACAUCUAUGAGCGGUGAAGAACAGUGCGUCUGUCUAAACAAGAGCUUUGAUGUGCAGCGGGUGGCGGCCCUGUGUACGAGUUGUAUUAUCCAGGCGGGGGAUCCAGAUACAAAUAUGCAUGUCGUCAUGUCGGUCUGCGAGUUUCAAGAGCUGAAUUACACGGCUCGCGAUGACAGUAUCGUGGAUAAUAUCCGUGUUUCGGCGACAAGGCCGUCGGCAGUUUGGGGUCAUAAUGCGGGUGUUUCGAAUGGUGGAUGCGGUGCACGGGGGAUUUGGGAUGUGAGAAUUGUGAUGUGUGGGUUGAUAGGGAUUCUUUUGGUGGUGAUGUGA